GCUCCAGCAGAUUCUUUGAUCAUACAUGUGAGAGGGAAUCAUCAGAGGAUAUUGGUGCCAAAAAGGGGUUUUGCGCUGCAAAUUCCCUGACUCCAACAGAGAUCUAGGUUAGGACAGUUCCGGUGAGACUUGGUGACGGACAUUGAUAGAAGAAGGCACUUGGUUUUACUUGUAAGAAGAGGUGACCACUCGAAGUCACUGCUGUUGUGACCGUUGGUGGUGUGUAAGUGAAAAUGAGCAAUUAGCCAACUUGAGUGAUGCAACUGCAGUGCGUAAUGUGCACUGUGGAAGGAGAAAAACACCACAAAUGAAGAAAAACAGAAUCAGGUGAAACCCAUGAACCAAAUUGGAUGUGAACAGGUUUAAUUGGUCAGUAGCAUCCUUUUCUCAAUAUUAUCACAUACAAUGAAACCUUUGGAAAAUGGAGAAUCUGAUUUGGAAGGUGGAAGGUUUGGAAAAGACAGAGAAAGGGCGACGAGAACUGGAAGGACAUUUAAAGUGCACAACCAGGCCUUGUUAUCUGGGCUUGCAUAUUGCAUAUCAUCCUGCAGCAUGAUCCUGGUCAACAAGUUUGUACUUUCCAGCUAUGAUUUCAAUGCAGGCAUAUCCUUGAUGCUAUACCAGAAUCUUAUCUCAGUUAUCAUUGUGUCUACAUUGAGCAUUUUCGGUGUGAUAUCAACAGAACCGCUGACGGUCAAAUUGAUUAAGGUCUGGUUGCCUGUGAACGUCAUAUUUGUUGGAAUGCUCAUUACAAGCAUGUUUAGCUUGAAGUACAUUAAUGUUGCCAUGGUUACUGUCCUGAAGAAUGUUACGAAUGUGAUUACAGCUAUUGGGGAGAUGUACCUUUUUAAUAAGCAUCACGAUAAUAGAGUUUGGGCUGCCUUGUUCUUGAUGAUCAUUUCAGCAAUUUCUGGGGGGAUUACCGAUUUAUCUUUCCAUGCAAUUGGCUAUGCAUGGCAGAUUGCUAAUUGUUUCUUAACAGCGUCAUAUUCGCUAACCCUACGUAGAGUCAUGGAUACGGCAAAGCAAGUCACAAAAUCUGGAAAUUUGAAUGAGUUCUCUAUGGUCCUUCUAAACAAUACCCUCUCUUUGCCCCUUGGAGUUAUUCUUAUAUGUGUUUUCAAUGAGGUGGACUACCUGAUUAAAACGCCUCUUUUAAGGUUACCAACCUUUUGGUUGGUGAUGACAUUUAGUGGGAUUCUUGGGUUGGCUAUAAGCUUUACUUCUAUGUGGUUUCUUCAUCAAACUGGGGCCACCACGUACAGCCUUGUAGGUUCAUUGAAUAAGAUCCCAUUGUCUAUUGCUGGCAUCUUCCUAUUCAAAGUACCGACUAGUUUGGAAAACUCUGCAAGCAUCCUCUUUGGUCUUUUGGCUGGAGUAAUUUUUGCCAGAGCCAAAAUUCGAGAGAGAUCAUAAUUCCAAGUUGUUAAUCAAGCAUUUGUUGCGUGGCUAUUCUACGUUUUGCGCACAUCCAAGAUCAUCAUCACGGCUUUACAUUUUGGUGAGAGGGAAAUCAACGACGCUGCACUGCUCAUCAGCUCGAUAUCUUCCUGUGCUGGGGCUUUGUGCUCUACUUCUCUUUGAUUGAAAGAGGAGUUUUGUGGGCUUGGUCAGUCGGGAUCUUCUCUGUUGUAUUCUGAAAGAGGUUACUCACUAAUUGUAACAUAGAUCUCUAUUGUGUUGCUUGGGAAUGACUUUCAUCUUGGCUGUAUUGAUGAAAGAGAGUGACUUGGCUAGCAAUAGCUCUGUAGCGCGAAGCAGACUCCGCUUUGUACAUCUUUGGAACAAUUCUUUCUGCUGUUUAGUGGAACUUAUUUGUAGAAACCGCUCAACAGAGAGAAAUGGAAGUAUGACAUGAUUGAUAUUAAUUUCUUUAGCUUGUUCUGCA
This is a messenger RNA of Rhodamnia argentea, 1888 nucleotides long. Its product is annotated as GDP-mannose transporter GONST1. The coding region runs from base 406 to 1416 and encodes 336 amino acids. NCBI's taxonomy places the organism in Eukaryota, Viridiplantae, Streptophyta, Magnoliopsida, Myrtales, Myrtaceae. Gene Ontology annotation, molecular function: antiporter activity; GDP-mannose transmembrane transporter activity. Gene Ontology annotation, cellular component: Golgi apparatus. The record is from RefSeq and is a predicted model, not a curated record. The transcript is spliced from 11 exons.